GGCAGUGGUUACUUCACGCACACAAAGAAGGAGUUCUCGCUCCUCGGGAAACUGUGCCACUUCGGAUCGCUACUACGAGAGCAUUUGGCUCAGUGGAUUAUCCUCACUGCCAGGAGUUCAGCCAGAAUGAAACUGGUUCACGUAGCGCUACUCUGUCUCGGCUCCGCGACCUUCUUCGGGGUGGAUGCUGCGAGGGUGGACGUAGCCACAGAGUUCAAACGAAAAUGGACGAGCUGGGUACUGAGCCGGGCCAAGCGGGACGUGAGGCCGCUGGGAGCGGCCGCCGACGUGCAGGCGCUCGUACGGACCCAGGACGUGAAGGAUCCCCGCGUCUCGCAACCCAGCGGCCGGGAGGAUGCUCACAACCGCGUCAAGCGCUACCGCCAGAGCGUUAACAGCUUCCCCCACCUCCCGACCUUCCGCAUGGGGUGCCGCUUCGGGACGUGCACGGUGCAGAAGCUGGCCCAUCAGCUCUACCAGCUGACCGACAAAGUGAAAGACGGCGCCGCCCCCGUCAACAAGAUCAGCCCGCAGGGCUACGGCCGCCGCCGGCGCUCCCUGCCCGACAGUUUCCUCCGGAUCGUGCGGGCGGAGCCCCGCGCCCCCGUCCUCGGAGUUUGAGGGCCCGCCGAGGUCGCCUCGGACGGACGGACUGAGACCGAGCCGGGAGACCCCGCGGCCCGCUCGGCACGGACCCCGCGGACAGACGGACGGCGCGGGGAAGCUGUGAAGGCCGCGGCCGCGGAGCCGCCCCCCGCCCCGGGCGAGGCGCCGCCGGAGGCGCCGAUCCCCGCUCCGGGCCCGCCGCUGCAGCCGUGGCCGAGCCUCCGUCGCCGGCGGAGCCGCCCGGCCCCUCCGCCCCGGGAGAGCCGCUCAGGGGAGCCCCGCGGCCGGCUGCGGUGCGCGGUCCGCCCUCGGCGCGGAGACGUGGCGCACACCUGCUCUACCCUCUGCGGUCCGCGCAGCCGGCAGGGAAUCGGACACUGAGCAGUCCCUGCGGGGACUGCGAUAUACUUGAACAGAGAGGAAAAGUGCAAUCGUACGUGGAUUUCGUUAAUUAUAAGUGCGGUGUGCGUGGAUCAUGAGAUACGUAUCGGUAUUUAAGAUUGUUCUGUGUCGUGUUCUGUUUAUAUCUUUUUUUGGGAAAUACAUUUUAUUUUUAUACGUUUUAUAUAUAUAUAUAUUGCAUAUGGGCAUUUUAAAACAUUGUAUCCCCUCUAUUUUUCAUAUCGUGAAUGUCAAACGUUGUUAAACUCUUCUUCCAUACCUUUUUUAUCUUGCAUUCCAGACUGGUGAAAGAUGUAGAGAAUGUAUCAGCUGUUCUCCAUGGGUAAUAUGUGAAAUAAAGUAAACACCAUUACAUAAA
This is a messenger RNA of Gallus gallus (chicken), 1366 nucleotides long. RefSeq names its product adrenomedullin (gene ADM). Gene Ontology annotation, cellular component: extracellular region. Lineage: Eukaryota; Metazoa; Chordata; Aves; Galliformes; Phasianidae. Gene Ontology annotation, molecular function: adrenomedullin receptor binding; hormone activity. Gene Ontology annotation, biological process: positive regulation of heart rate; adrenomedullin receptor signaling pathway; regulation of systemic arterial blood pressure. The transcript is spliced from 4 exons. The record is from RefSeq and is a predicted model, not a curated record. The coding region runs from base 127 to 621 and encodes 164 amino acids.